UCCGAGGACGACGACAACCACAGCGAGGGGCGGAAAUAUCGGCGCUCGCUGGCCCGCGCUAAACCUAUACCGACUACCAAGAAACGCGUCAAACAGAGGGGAAAGUACAUAGACAACAUGGAUGAAGUGCUUUCGGCAUCUGAGCACUCUACUUCUCCAUCUCCAUCACCCCCCCCUCUUCCGGCUGCUCUUCGUCGCAGACCGUCGAUUACUAUGCCAGGGUCCCUGUUUCCUCGCUCACCGUCACUGGUUCCCGAAAGUGUCGAUGAAAGGCAUGUACGGUUCAAACCCAACGUCGUUAGCCCAACUCCUGCCAAACAGGUUGACGAGUCUGGUCCUUCGCGUUUUCGUCCGCCAAUGGUGCCUUCUGUUAAGGCUGCUGUUGGUCGGUUUCGUGUUGAGCGGGACCACGCAAGCCCUUCUAUUCUCCUCCCGAAAACUUCACCUCAACGCUCGACCGUCCAGCCUUUGACGCGAACAUUUGCCAACCGGAAUACAUCCACUGAUGGAAGGUCUUUGCGCGUAUCUGAUGAUGAUGAUGAUGAUGACGAUGACGACGAGCACCCUCCGCGCAUAAGUGCCAGCGCAAAAGGCAAAGGCCGCGCCCUUGAUGAUAAUGCGGAUGGCGACACUUCAGGACAUAUUCGUGUUCGAGGUAAGGAACGGGAACUCGUAGCUGCACGGGAGAAACAGCGAAGAAAUGAAAAGCGUAGAGCGACUGAAGCAGACGCUGAAGAUGCGGAGAGAGAAAGGAACAGCGACAAGGAACGAAUACGAAUGCUAGAAGAGGAAAUCAUGAGAUUGAAAGAUGAGCUCUCCCGAAGGCCCGUCAAUGUUACACCCUCCCUUCCUUUCCCUCCCCCUCCACCCCCUCCGCCACCGCCACCUCCGGCCUCUUUCAAUACACGAGCGCCGACAUUAGUUGGUACGCCGGUUUUUGUUUCAGCAAGAGCAUCAUUAAAACCUGCGCCAAUGCCUACUGAGGCACCUAUAAAUCCUUCAUAUGCUCCACGAAGACAGGGCAUGCCGACCGUCGGCGUCACACCAGAUAAGAUGGCUGCGUUCUUGAACGAAAUGAAAACCGUGCGACUCAGGAAAGUGUCUAAUGGCCCUUCGGUACCUGUGUCUCGUCAUGAGAGUAGCGACUUCCUCAGAGAUAGAAGCCUUUCUACUGGCAGUAGAUUAUCGCAGCGAAUGGACAGUUUACACUCGUCUAUGUCGUCGACUGCUUUGCAGCCGCCAACUCUCUUGUCUUCUAUUAGGAAUCGCAAUGACGAUAAUGCUAUUCCUACUGGAGCAAAGAGAAAGAGGAAUAACAGUGAAAAUACCCUGCAGGAUGAAUCGGCUGUCAAAAAGCGAACUAUUGCGUCUCCGUCUGAUUCCAGUUUUGCUUCGGUCCCUAGCUCAACUUCUUUCAUACCCACAAUUGAGAACACAGCGAACACUCCUCCGUUUUCAUCGUCAUCUGUGACACGACCUUGCCCACCUCCAUCUUCACGCAUACCACCUUCACGCAUACCACCUUCACGCAUACCACGACCUGUACAACACGUUCCUGCUGGCGCGACGCCUUCUCUGUGUUCGGACAAUGACGGCACAAGCCUGGAUGACGCUCCGCCGUCAACUCCGCCCUUGGAAAAUCGGCAGAGCUUCCUCGACUACGAAGUCCCGAUUCGGGAUGAAUCAGACAAUCCUGUCGUCAACAUGGAUGACGAAAGAGAAGAAUCGCUCGCCCGUUUGCCACCUUCUCGGCCAGCGACGCCUUACAAGCCUAAAUCUUCUGUGGAUGUGUUCGCCAAGCGUCCGCCUGUGUCCCCACUACCGGCGCCAUCUCCUCGCAAACCACGCCCACCCUAUAGGCAAUCUCGGCCCAUGCCUGCUCCCCCACCCCAUGAAGAAACGAGCGAAGAAGACCCAUUGUCCCUACAAGCCUCUCAGCCUGAAAGCGAUCUCGUUCCCCGCCCAGCAUCCAGGCAGACUGGGAAGGAUGUUUUUCUCGCUCAGGCGAAGAAACUACAAGGACAGGCUCGUCGUAGUAGCGUCGCGUCUACCUCUGCAGUAUCACAGUCGUGGGCUUCUUCCGUCUCAAUAACCUCUAAACGGAGACCGACUCUGGGUGAGGAAUUAUGGGAAGCAGAUAAACGGUUAUUGCUUGCUCAAGCUGAUGGUGAUGAGGAAGACGACCUUGAAAACGGCAUUUUCGUGGGAGUCGGAACACGAAAUAAGAACCAAGGUUUCUUAGCUCAUGGUGGUGCUGGUGGUCCUCCAGUCUUUAUGGGUGUUGGUUACGUGGAAGGCGUUGAAGAAAACGAGAGCGGUCACCUCAGGAACGAGGCACGAGACGCCGACGGUAUAUCCGAGGAGUCAUCUCCGUCGCGUCGAAAGAAAAAGCCAACCAAGAGAAGAAAAGGGAAACGUUGAGUUGUACUGUAAUAUAUCUGUGAAUGUGCCUACGAUUGUCUUAUCAUGUUUGUUUUAGUAUAUUGUUAUUAGGUUCUACUUAGAAUAUCUUGGACU
Guyanagaster necrorhizus is the source of this 2517-nucleotide messenger RNA. RefSeq lists its product as uncharacterized. The coding region runs from base 118 to 2421 and encodes 767 amino acids. NCBI's taxonomy places the organism in Eukaryota, Fungi, Basidiomycota, Agaricomycetes, Agaricales, Physalacriaceae. The transcript is spliced from 4 exons. The record is from RefSeq and is a predicted model, not a curated record.